UUAACCCUAUUGAUAGUCGCGUGAGCGAUAGCGAUAUAUCGCUGCUAUUAUCAUCGCUAGUUACCAUCGCGCAAUGUUAAAAAAACAUUACAAAUUGCUGCUAAAAUGUGCACUAGCCGUACCGAUUAUCUUUCUGCUGGACUUUUGUGGCGUUCUGACGCAUCUGUACGAACUGGACUUUGAGACGCACUACUACUAUCCGCUGGACAAUGAGACCGUCACACCGCUGGACUACAAGUUCCUACAAAUGCCCGCAUUCAUGAGCGAUCGCGACCAGGCGGAUCCGCCCCGACUGACCAUAUUGGUGAAGAGCGCCAUUGGCAAUUUGCAGCGACGCCAGGCCAUACGCAAGACAUGGGGCUACGAGGCGCGCUUCUCGGACGUGCACAUCAGGCGAGCCUUUGUGCUGGGCAUGCCCGCCGAGGGCAGCGGCAGCAAGGAUGCGGCCCAGACCGAGGCCAUGCAUCACGGGGACAUAAUACGCGCCGACUUUGUGGAUGCGUAUUUCAAUAACACAAUCAAGACGAUGCUGGGCAUGCGCUGGGCCAGCGAACAUUUCAAUAGCAGUGACUUUUAUCUAUUUGUGGACGACGACUAUUACGUGUCCAUCAAGAAUGUGCUGCGCUUUCUGGGCAAGGGUCGACAGACCCAUCACCAGAGCCUACUAUUUGCCGGCUUUGUAUUUCAGAGCUCUCCACUGCGACACAAGUUCAGCAAAUGGUAUGUGUCGCUCGAGGAGUAUCCGUUUGAUAAAUGGCCGCCGUACGUGACGGCUGGCGCCUUUAUAUUAUCACGGGAUGCCUUGCUCAAGAUGUAUGCGGUGGGGCGUACUCUGCCGCUGUUUCGCUUCGAUGACAUCUUUUUGGGCAUGGUUGCGCUCAAGGCGCAUAUACCCGUGCAUCGCUGUGAUGAUUUUUACUUUGACAGGCCCCGCUACUAUGGGCCGGAUAGCUACAGCGAUGUGAUUGCCUCGCACGGCUUUGGCGACCCCGUCGAGAUGGAGCGCAUCUGGAAUGAGUGUCGCUCGGCGAAUUAUGCGUAGCGAACGGAACUCAAAUUGCAAUAUUUUAAUUGUUGGUACUAUUGGGGCGUGCUUUUAGAUAUACAAAUGUAUAUACAUAGUACAAAAACCGAGCCUUACUAAAGUAAUAUUUAUACUUAGUGUAAGCUAUUUAAAUGUUAACGGCUUGCCGAUUGCGUUUCCUGUGAAUAGCAAUACAUACACAAGCAAUACAUAAAAUAAGAGAAAUACUGCCUUAAUUAAAUAAAAUACCGCACAUUUGGCGAGCAUUCAUAAA
Molecule: messenger RNA, 1298 nt
Organism: Drosophila montana
Lineage: Eukaryota; Metazoa; Arthropoda; Insecta; Diptera; Drosophilidae
Gene: brn
Product: beta-1,3-galactosyltransferase brn
Exons: 1
Coding region: 74-1042 (322 amino acids)
Cellular component (GO): Golgi membrane
Molecular function (GO): UDP-glycosyltransferase activity; hexosyltransferase activity
Source: RefSeq, a predicted model, not a curated record